AAAAGAGAAGAGAAGACGAAGAAAAGAGGAAGAAACUCAGUCCAGUUUUGUUCUUGUACGUACAAAACGAGAAUUGUCCCGUUAGCCUGUGUAGCUGUCCUCUCCUUUCUGUUUCAAGUAAACACCACAACUAGGAUUGAAGGACCACGGGGAACAAAGUGAAGAUCGAGGAGAAAAGGAGAAGAAGAAGGAAGAGCGUUCGCAUGGAUGGAUCGUAUGAAUCUUCAAUGUGUAAUGGAAGUGACUGUAAUGAAAUGCAAUAUAAGGGAGUUCGGUAUGAUAAGUUGUCUACAGAAGAUCUUAAAGGGCAGGAGUUUAAUACUGUGGAGGAAGCUGAGUCCUUUUACAAUGCUUAUGCAAAGGCCAUGGGUUUUGAUGUUAGAAACGACUACAAGAGAUUAAGUAUACGCACAACAGGGAGAGUCACUUCAUUGCGAUUGGUUUGUUCUGCUCAAGGGAAAAGAAGAGAAGAGUACAUGAGUAACAAGAAAAGAGUUCGCAGGCCAAAAAAAGAAACAAGAUUCAGUUGUCCAUGCUUGUUCAAAGUAAGGUACCGUUCGAAUAUUAAUGCCUAUAUUGUUGAUGAUUUCAUAACGAACCACUCACAUCAGCUUGCACAAGCACAUGAGUCGCAUCUUCUUCGAUCACACAGAUCAGUUGAAGAUCAUCAUUUAGCACUGGCCACAUCUAUGCAGAGAGUGUCUGUUAAGCCUUGUCAUACAUAUGAAUACAUUGUUGAUAGAUCAGGAGGUUUUAAGAAUGUCGGGUUUAUUAUGAAGGACUUGUACAACAAGUUAGAUUCAAGACGCCGAGAAAUUUUACUUGAGGGUGAUGCAGAAGCUGCACUUGCAUAUAUGAGAGGCAAAGUUGCCACAGACUCGCAUUUCUACUGCAAGUUUAGCAUAGAUGAAGAUAACAGGUUGGCGAAUAUGUUUUGGAGAGACUCUAAUUCUCUAGUGGAUUAUACUUGUUUUGGAGAUGUCUUGGUGUUUGAUAGUACCUACAAAACCAAUCCUUAUGAGAAGCCGUUAGUGUUGUUUGUUGGUUCAAACAAUCAUUUAUCGACCACAGUUUUUGGUUUUGCAUUACUCAUGGAUGAAACGAUUGAGACUUACACAUGGGUUUUGGAGACCUUUAUAUCGUCUAUGAAUAACAAAAGGCCUGUUGCUGUUUUGACUGAUGGGGAUGAAGCAAUGCGAAGGGCUAUUGAAGUGGUACUCCCUGGUUGUCCUCAUCGUCUGUGUACAUGGCACAUAGCAAAGAAUGCCCGGAGGCACCUGCGUAAGAACAGUGUCUUUUCUGAAUUUAGACGUUGUAUGUGGGAUGAAGUCACUCCAGAUGGUUUUGAAAAACGCUGGAAUGCUAUGGUUAACACACAUGAUCUCCACAAUAAGGAUUGGGUUAAGAUGAUGUAUGAAAAGAGGCAAAUAUGGGCAGAGGCAUUUAUUAGUGGCCAAUUUUUUGCCCGUAUGAGAAGCACUCAGAGAUGUGAGGGUAUGAACAGCUAUAUGAAGGGUUAUCUGAUAAACGGUGUGAAAUUAUUUGAACUUAUUCCGGCACUUGAUAGGGCAUUGUUACGGCUUAGGAACAAGGUUGUGGAAGAGGAUUUUAAGUCCAAUAACUCUAGUCAUGUCCUUACUUCUUCACUUCGAAAAUUGGAAGAUCAUGCAGGUAUUAUUUUCACUUGA
This is a messenger RNA of Rosa rugosa (rugosa rose), 1688 nucleotides long. RefSeq names its product protein FAR1-RELATED SEQUENCE 5-like. Lineage: Eukaryota; Viridiplantae; Streptophyta; Magnoliopsida; Rosales; Rosaceae. The record is from RefSeq and is a predicted model, not a curated record. The coding region runs from base 204 to 1688 and encodes 494 amino acids. The transcript has 3 exons.